UAUGUUCACAGCUGCUGUAAAACCUCUCCAGUUGCUGGAAGCCUUGACAGUAACUACACUUGUCACAGAGGUAGAGCGAAAAUGCUACGGAUUAAAACAGCAUUCAUGGCCUUACCCUCACUGCUUCCUUGCCUGCUACUCAGAGGUGACAACAGAAAUGCCAGUCAAGGUGGAUUUACCCUGCAAGCAAAGAUGUAAAACAGCCAGGGGAUGUCCAUCCAGUGCAGUAUCCUAAGAGGGACCUGCAGUCGUAAACAUCAGCACCAAAGGGGCUACCUACAAGCAAGACCCCAUACGGUGACCCGUGUACCUGUUACUAGGUUGAAUUUUCAUCUGGGUCAAGGAGUCUAAGGCUGUGAUAAGACGUUACAUCCAUUCUAAAAAUGGUAAUUUAAUCCUCAUAUGUACUUUGUUAUAACCAACAUUUUGGGAGUCAUGAGAGAAGCAGACAUCUAAGUAGCAAUUAUUGAGCAAAGCACCAUUCCUCCGGGAUGUACAAUCAGAACAGCAUGGGAAAUGGAACUAUCAGAGCCCCCCGGAGAGAGGAUAGCUGCCUCUCCUCUAGAAGGAGAGAACAUUCCUCUGGGGCCUUUACUAAACUGCAGGAGACAGUGCUGCUUCUAGAAGAAGAACUGAGGAAGAAAUGGAAAGAGCUACAAGAAAAGGAUGACAAAAUCAAACUGUUGGAAAAGGAACUGGAAACUAAAUCCAUUCAGAUAGACAAACUGCAGGAUGCCAUUGGCUAUAACGUCCAACUGUCCCCAAAGGGAAGUCAGAGGAAGAAGCUUCUAAGUGUUAUAAACCAAGGGCCUGCUCAGUACAAUGAGAAAGCUACGGACACCCAUAGACGUCAGAAAGCCAAGGAAGGAGUAUCAGCUGAACCAACUUCACGACAUUAUUACAAUCCCAGUUGUAAGAGCCUUGAUGUCACCUGCAUCCGUAAGGAUUCAAGUUCUAAGAAGCUAAUCACUGGAGCCAUCAUGAGUAAUGACUUCUUAAGGCAGCUAGAAGCUUCACAUGUUCGGAGGAUUGUGGACUGUAUGUAUGAGAGAGUAUACAGCCAGUCACAACUUGUUAUUCAAGAAGGGGCAGCAGGAAACCAUCUUUAUGUUCUAGCAGAGGGCCUGCUUGACGUGAUUCAGAACAGUCGGCUGCUGGGGCAAAUGCAUCCUGGGACUGCUUUUGGGGAAUUAGCAAUUCUCUAUAACUGCAAGAGAACAGCCACUGUGAAAGCUGUAACAGACUCCAAGAUAUGGGUCUUGGAUAGGCAGGUUUUCCAGAGCAUUAUGAUGAGUUCAGCACAGGCUCAACAUCAGGAAUAUUUCAGCUUUCUCCGAAGUGUUUCUCUCUUGAAAGAUUUACCAGAGGAAAAGCUUUCCAAGAUAGUCGACUGCCUGGAAGUUGACUUUUAUGACAAAGGGGAUUAUAUCAUCAGAGAAGGGGAAGAGGGCAACACGUUCUUCAUAAUUGCCAAAGGAAAGGUGUGUGUGACGCAAGCAGUGGAAGGGGUUCAGGAACCACAAGAGAUCAAAACACUAGGAGUUGGGGAUUACUUUGGAGAGAAAGCAUUAAUCAGUGAGGAUGUCCGCUCUGCUAACAUCAUAGCUGAAGAGGAUGACACACAGUGCCUUGUCAUUGACAGAGACACUUUCAAUCAAAUGGUUGGAACCUACCAGGAGUUGCAGACCUACCUGCGGGAAUACGUGUUCCAACUUGCACUCAAUGAUCAUGACAGAAGGAAUGCCAGACGAAAGAGCCUCCACCAUUCAAUUUCACGUGACAACUCAGAGGUCAACCAGUUGAGAGAAUUAGUAUCCAGGUUCUCCAGCACUUCUCCAUUCCGAUAUUUGGAUGUUAUCACAACUCUUGGUACUGGAGGAUUUGGCCGUGUUGAGCUGGUGAAACUAAAAGAUGAAGAUAUGACUUUUGCACUGAAGUGCAUUAAGAAAAAGCACAUUGUAGAUACACAUCAGCAAGAACAUGUGUACUGGGAGAAAAAUAUAUUGCAGCAGAUCAACUGCCCUUUUAUAAUCAGGCUCUACAGGACAUUCAGGGAUGCCAAAUAUGUCUACAUGCUCCUGGAAGUGUGUCUUGGUGGCGAGCUCUGGAGUAUUCUUAGAGACACGGGUUCUUUUGAGGAAGGCACUGCUCGAUUCUGCAUUGGAUGUGUACUUGAAGCUUUUGAUUACCUACACAAUCGAGGAAUUGUCUACAGAGACCUUAAACCAGAGAAUCUUCUUCUUGAUUCAGAGGGAUAUAUUAAGAUGGUAGAUUUUGGGUUUGCAAAAAAGAUUGGAGCAGGAAAAAAGACGUGGACAUUUUGUGGAACCCCUGAGUAUGUGGCCCCAGAGAUCAUCAUGAACCGAGGACAUGAUUUUGGGGCAGAUUACUGGUCACUUGGUAUACUCAUCUAUGAACUCUUAACUGGAAGUCCUCCAUUCUCCGGAACAGAUCCCAUCAAGAUUUAUAACAUGGUGUUGAAAGGCAUUGAAAAGGUAGACUUCCCACACCGCAUUGGACGUCGCUCUGAAGACCUUAUCCGAAGAUUGUGCAGAAUCAACCCGGCAGAAAGACUCGGGAAUCGUAAAAAUGGCAUCAGUGACAUAAGAAAACAUAAAUGGUUCCAGGGAUUUAACUGGGAAGGACUACGUAACCGUAAACUGCUGUCUCCACUGAAAAGAGAGAUAAAGGGAAUCACAGAUCACAGCUAUUUUGACAGUUUUCUCCCUGAAGCUGAAGAUCCACCAGAUGAGCUCUCAGGCUGGGACAAAAACUUCUGAUGAUCGGGGCAUUACUGUGUGGAUUGGGAAUAGAAACAGCACCAUUAGUACAGCAAUCACGCUUGGGAAAUUCCAGGAGCAAAGUCUGAAGAAGAACAAAACGGAAAAAACUCAGUUGACACAUAACUAAUGUACUUACUGUAAACACACUGAGUAUUGUAUAUGAAGACUCUUCCCUUUUAGAAAGGCUGCCCUAUGAUGUUGACGGGAUAGCAGCCAUUUUGUGAUGUUGUGUAUAACAAUUUCUCAGGAGUGCUUUUCUUUGCACUUGUAGAAACAAUGUAGGAUAAAUUAAGCAGUGCUUAAAGGGGUUCUCCACUGCCCUGUCUUCCGGAGCUCCACUCGCAGCAUCCGGAAGUUUAUUACUCCGGACGCUGUGUGUGGGCUUCCGUGUUCCAGGCCGCCCCUCGUGAUGUCACGUCUGCCCCCUCGUGAC
Hyla sarda is the source of this 3216-nucleotide messenger RNA. RefSeq names its product cGMP-dependent protein kinase 2-like. The record is from RefSeq and is a predicted model, not a curated record. Gene Ontology annotation, molecular function: ATP binding; cGMP-dependent protein kinase activity. Gene Ontology annotation, biological process: protein phosphorylation. The transcript has 19 exons. The coding region runs from base 492 to 2780 and encodes 762 amino acids. NCBI's taxonomy places the organism in Eukaryota, Metazoa, Chordata, Amphibia, Anura, Hylidae.